Messenger RNA from Branchiostoma floridae (Florida lancelet), 933 nucleotides. RefSeq names its product MORN repeat-containing protein 5-like. The transcript is spliced from 5 exons. Lineage: Eukaryota; Metazoa; Chordata; Leptocardii; Amphioxiformes; Branchiostomatidae. The coding region runs from base 48 to 572 and encodes 174 amino acids. The record is from RefSeq and is a predicted model, not a curated record.
AUGUUUCAUUCGUUUGACGGCGGUGUCUCCUUGACAACCAAAACAAAAUGGAGUACACCGGUAGCAGUUACGAGGGAGAUUUCCACAAUGGACGGAUGGAAGGGAAGGGCACGUAUAACUUCCCGACCGGUACGCGGUAUGACGGCGAGAUGAAGGACGGCACGUUCCACGGGAAAGGUACGCUGUUCUUCCCGAACGGCAGCAAGUACGAGGGAGAGUGGGAAAAUGGCAUUGCCAACAAGGGUAAGUACACCUUUGCGGAUGGUCUGGAGUAUGACGAUGAGGAGUGGCUGUACUGUGACGGGUACGACAGACGAUUUUACACAGAGAUCUGUAACGGACUGAAGCCUGCAGGUCGUUCCCAGUUAACCAACAGAGUACCCCCCAGGGAGAUCCCAGAGGGCUGCUAUGACUGUGGAGAUGGAUUUUACAACCCCAAGACUAGAGUAGUGGUGGAUUACAAUCACAAGUUCCUCAGAAAUGCUGAUGAUGAUGAACAUGACUGGAUUGUCAAGACGUGCAGAAAAGGUUGGGACGAGAUAGUUGGAUAUCAGCCCAAGAUGGAUGCAUAGGAUAAAACUUCCUUCACUUACAGUUAGACAAAAAAGACAUUUACCAGUUUGUGAUGGUGAGAUAAAGUUUGCAGGAGCAAAAAAACAAGAUUAAAGAUAUCUAUCAUACACUGGUAAUUGAAGUCUUUGUAACAUAUGGGCUAUGUUAGGCCAGGAAGUGAGAAUCUGUGCAGUUUUUAUUAUCAUUAAAGUGCUUGUAUAUUGCUUGUUAUCACAUAACUUUUGUGAUGUUAUGCAUAUGUGUGAAGUCUUUAAACCAAAACCCUGAAUAUCAUGCUAGGUCAUCAUUGACCUGUUUGCUUACUUUCUACACAACCUACAAACUUAAUGCUGUGUUAAAGUUCAUCAAUACAUUAGCAAA